AACAUUGCUCUAGGUGUGAAGCAACUAUGUACACUUAUCAUAAUUGGUUUAGCAGCCAUUUGAAGCAUACAGUGCAAUUUUUGCGGGAUAAAUGUUGCUCAGUCAUCCUCUCAUCAUUCAUAAUAUAAACUGAGCAAAGUCCAGAAACAAAAAAUCGUGUGAUGUUUAUUAUUUUACGGAUAGAGAUAAGUAUAGCAUGUAGAGACAGUUGUAAGGUGAAGAAGUGAAUAUGAUGACUUGUAAUUUUUGUUUUAAACCACAAACAUAAUUAUUAUAGAUUGUUAUUCAGAAAUGACUUUAUAUAUGUUUUGUUAUUAUGACGAUAACAAAACAAACAAUUUUUAUGUCAUUAAAAUUUUGAGUAAAAAUUUUGAUUUUUUAAUUAAAUAAAGAAUUAUUUUUAACAAAAUGGAGGAAGAAUGUCUUUUGGAGGAUACAGAUUUUAUAAUUCAAGAAGAUCAGAGGGCAAUGCGACAAAAUUACGAUCAACAACAAAAUAUGACAAGAGAAGAAUAUGAAGCUGCUUUCGGUCAAAAUCAUCCCCAAGAAUCAAUUCUCGAAUGGUUUGACCGCUCUGUCGAAGGAGAGUUAGAAAAACACCGCAACAAUACAAGUUUUGGAGGAGAAAACCUCUUGUUAAGUCAAGGAUUAGCUCAUCAUCAUGUUAUUGAAGGAGGUGCUAGUGGUGUGGAGAUAAUGAGCGAUUUAACUUCCACGGUAGACACAGAAUUAUCUGAUGCAGUUCUGAAGUUUGCAAAAGCCGAAGCAAUCGUAGCAUUUGAAGGCGCUGUGCGUGCAGCAGAAAGAGCAGCAGCUGAAGCUCCUCCAGAAUUAGCUGAAGAGGCGGCUGCUGCAGGUGCGCGAGGAUAUCAAGCUGAAUUAACAGGAGUGGUUAGAGAUAAGGUCCCAGGGGAUAGACCAAUCGAAGUAAUUGGAUAUGUUGGUAUUACAAAACCGAAAAAUCCGCGCCAAUCAAAAAGAUAAAUUGAAUUAAUGCGGUUUAGAUUUCGUGUGGAUAAAUUAAUGUUGUAUUGUAAGAAAUCUGAUUGUUUUUGUGCGUUUUUGUGCUCGAUUUCUCUUUUUUUCGAACCGCUAGAACAAAAAAUAGAUCUAUUAUAGUAGAAAAGUUUCACUCCUAAUAAUUAGAGAUGAACGGCGAGCGGAUAUGUGUGUAGAAACAUGUAAACAUGCAGGGAACACACCUAAGGCUAGAGCGAAUGAGAAUGUAAGAAACAUAAGAAGCAUAAGGAAGGUAACGAGUGUAACGACUACCAAUGAAACGAAGACAUUCCAACCGACAAAUUGUACGCGCGGAAAUUGUAAACUAAAUUCCAGCGGUAGUACUCAUUGUGGCUUCUUGAGGACGCUGGUGUUGUGGGAGUCUCUUCUUGUUGCCAAUUACUUUGAAUUUUUAAAGAUUAACAAGUUUUAUAAAGUAAUUUGAACUUAUUUUGUUUAUGUUUAUAACUCGACUAUAUUUAUUUUAAUUUUUAAAUAAAUUUAAUUUAAUUUUA
This is a messenger RNA of Dalotia coriaria, 1514 nucleotides long. RefSeq lists its product as uncharacterized. Lineage: Eukaryota; Metazoa; Arthropoda; Insecta; Coleoptera; Staphylinidae. The transcript is spliced from 3 exons. Bases 409 to 984 code for a protein of 191 amino acids. The record is from RefSeq and is a predicted model, not a curated record.